This is a messenger RNA of Porites lobata, 1541 nucleotides long. NCBI's taxonomy places the organism in Eukaryota, Metazoa, Cnidaria, Anthozoa, Scleractinia, Poritidae. The record is from the annotation of a GenBank genome assembly.
GUGUUUGCGUUUGUAGCGUUUACCAUUGUUCAUGAGCUGGAGGGCAGAUUCCUGUCCAGCGGUAUGUCGCUUUGGCGCAUGCGGAGGCCACGUGCCUACGUUGUAUUUGCGUUGUACUCGAAGCUUUGUUAGCGCGGCGUAGCGUGGCGUUCCAGUAGCGUAGCGUUUCUCUUGGUUCUGCCCUAGUUGUGGUUAGCUUGGUUUCUCAGUUCGAUUAGCAUAGCUUUUUCUCUUGAUUCUUUCAAAGUUUUUUCCGGUCGAAGUGGUUUUCGUUGCCGUGAUUCGUCGUUUUUCCUGUUGUGGUUCGUCCUCUGCUGGGGAGUUUUUGGUUGUCCUCUGUAAUGCCGCGCCCAUCUCGUUCGACCAACAACGGCUUAUCGGCGGGCCUUCCUACCGAAGACCCCCUUCCAUCUACGGCAACGUCUGAAAGUCCUGUGUCGAGUACGGCUUCUAGCUCUUGGUCGCCUCAGUUGGCUGACUCCCUCACCGAGGCUGUGGUUCGGGCAAUCGGAAACUCCAUUCCCGCCAUUAUUUCAUCGAUCCAGAGAAACGCCUCCUCGCAGGCUUCUUCUUCGGUUCCAGGCGUUUCUGCUAGCCGGGCUCCACAACCUUUAUUUUCUUCAGCGUCCGCUUCGAGUGCAAGUACAGGUGACGGUGUUUCUUCGGUGGCUUCAGGUACGUUUACCCUUCCCGCGUUUGUUCCUACGUUUACGCCAGUGCCGGCUAUUACCGUCUCGAGCUCGGCCCGCCCCGCGGCUCCUACUCCCUCCACUUUCGUAUCGCCCGGCGUUACUAGCGGUCUUCCAAGCCUUGAGUCUUCGUUGGCAUCUCCCAAGUCUGAGAAGGCUUUUAUCGUUGGUCCGGGGCAUGCCCCUAUUCCCUCAAAACUAGUGUCAAAAAUUGUAGGCGGCCAGUUUGUCGAAUUAGCAGAUUUGUUGUCCGUGAACCUUCGCGCCGUGGAGCAGGAGCCGCAAACGUUCCUCGAUGGUAAGCUCGUGGUGUCCUCGUCAAAACGCAGGCAAGUGGAAAUAAAAGACAUUUUGACUUGGACGGAAGCCUUCACUAUUUUUCAGAUGGUGCUGUGUGCAGCUCACCCUCAUCGUUGGCCCGAUCUCUCCAAGUAUAAGCUGCUUAUCAUUCAAACGGCUCGUCAUUUUUCUAGUUCAGCUUGGUUAGAGUAUGACCUGGCGUUCAGAAAGGAUGCGGCUGCCUCUGGCCUCAGUGACUGGUCAAGGAUGAACUCAGACCUAUACAACUUUCACUUAAGGUCUUCAGCCAUGGCCUCACCCCCGCCACCUCGGUCGUCUUCUUCCACGGCAUCAGCUUCACUUCCUGCCGCCUCCCGUGACACCAGCCUGGUCUCUCCUUUUUGCCAUUCAUGGAAUUACGGGCAGUGCCGCUGGCCCUUUGGUAGGUGCAAAUAUCGACACCGCUGCAGUAACUGUGAGGGUGAACACACCCAGAUCAAUUGUCCAUUUCCCAACUCCUCUAGCGCACGAUCCCGAUCUCCCCAACCCGGGGGGAGAGGGGGACGGUACUGA